CACUCUCUCUCUCUCUCUCUCUCUCUCUCUCUCUCAUCUAAGCUAGGGUUUUUCACGAUGAUGCAACCAGCAACGAGCGUAGUUCAGCCACACCAGCAGAACCACCUUCAAUACCAACAACAACAACAGUCAUGGAUGAUUAAGCAGCAGAUGUAUUACCACCAGCAACAGUCAUCGAACCAAUUUCCGACUAUGGAGCCGCCGGAAAACACCGCCGGAGCAAUCGAAUCAGCCGAGAAAAUCAUCCUCCGGUGGGACUCCACGGCGUUGGAGGAAGCCAGAGAGCGUAUGAUCUUCGAUUCCGAUCGUCAAGAGAUCGAUCGAUACUUGCAAGCCGUUGAUGAGAUUCAACGAUCGAUGGAAUCGGUGACUGUGACCGAUGAUCAGAACAAGGUCAAUGGUGCGAUGCAGAUCGCCAUGGCUAGGCUCGAGGACGAGUUUCGUAAUAUCCUGAUUUCACAUACUGGACCUGUUGAAGCCGAAUCGUUAGUCGAAUCGGUUCGAUCUACUCCGAGAACUGAUAGCACUGGAGUUGAUUUUCCAGAAGAAGAUUACUCGUUUGCAGAUUCGGUGGUGAGCAAGGAAGUUGAAGUGGAGUUUCAUGUUGGAGAGAGUAGUAGUAGAAGUAGUAGUAGUUCCAAGUAUCAGUCUACUACUAGUAUUCGGGAGAUCGAUUUGAUUCCAUCGGAAGCCACCAUCGGAGACUGCUGCUGUUACUGGUGGUGUUGUUCUGCUGUUGAGCGAGGAAGACUCAAAGAUUUUCAAGUACCUAGAUUCUCUUGAGGAGAA
Messenger RNA from Camellia sinensis, 789 nucleotides. The record is from RefSeq and is a predicted model, not a curated record. Lineage: Eukaryota; Viridiplantae; Streptophyta; Magnoliopsida; Ericales; Theaceae.